AUGUCCUUCAUCUGUGGUUCCUUCAAAGAUCAGAAAGAAGAGGAUUUCGAAGUUCUUUGGCCAUACCCUCCCACACCUGUAAGAAAAACAAGAAGACACAGAUUUUGUUGCAGAAGGAACAAAGAAAACAAGAAUCCGUAUUCAGAUCGUGGGCUCGACAAAUUUGAAGCUCUCUUGGCUGAUCUUGAUGACAAGAAGCAGAAGAUCUUCACCCAAAAGGGAUCACAGUACAUCUCCUUUGUUCGGUUUGUGUACUCAAACUCCAACGAUGUGAAGCCCAUUAUUGUGAGGUUAAGAGAUCCAAAGAAACAUGACAAAGAUCAUCAUAAGGAAAUUCACGUGAAAGACACAAAAAAUUCGACACUUUUGAGAGCUACAACUUUGGAUCAUCAUCAGACUUCAAAGCCUCCUGGAGCUGUCACUAAUGGUACGAUCAAAGCCCAAGAAACAGAAGAUGUGAAACCAUCGAUUGAUCGAUGUACGAAGAUGAUUAGGGUUGACCAAUGGAAGUUGAAUUUGAAAAGGAAGUUAGAGGAGUGGUGGAUGCCUUCCUAUAAUUUACCUUUGUUUUUUGUUUUGGUCUUGGUUUUCUUAACAUUUUUCGGAAGAUCUUUGGCGAUUAUAUGCACUUCGAUUGCUUGGUACAUGAUUCCUACCAUUGAUGGAACACUCGAGAGCACCACCAUGAAGCAGAAGAAGAUGAUCAAGAAUGGGCACUCAAGACAACCGAGUGAAAAUAAAAUGAUUUCUUCUCCAAAAGCCUUUUUCAGUGGACCCAUAAAUGUUCAGCAAAAGCGUAAGAUGCAGAAGCUCAUGAGUUUUUGA
Molecule: messenger RNA, 825 nt
Organism: Lactuca virosa
Lineage: Eukaryota; Viridiplantae; Streptophyta; Magnoliopsida; Asterales; Asteraceae
Source: the annotation of a GenBank genome assembly